Messenger RNA from Carassius gibelio (silver crucian carp), 3036 nucleotides. Its product is annotated as pleckstrin homology domain-containing family D member 1-like. The transcript is spliced from 13 exons. The coding region runs from base 100 to 1596 and encodes 498 amino acids. Lineage: Eukaryota; Metazoa; Chordata; Actinopteri; Cypriniformes; Cyprinidae. The record is from RefSeq and is a predicted model, not a curated record.
AGUGUACAUGCUACUUUUUUAACUUUAUUGACUUCUUUUCUUUUUUUCUUUUUUUUUAUCCCACUUCCUCCUCUCGUACUUCCUGUGAAAGAGUCAGCUAUGUUCUCCUCGUCCAAACCCUCCCUACUCUUGCCCUGGACCUCCAUGGAUCAAGCUGACUCGGACGCUUUGGACAUCAGCACUAAAGUGCAACUGCAUGGGGUUCUGUGGAAGAGACCUUUCGGGAGGCCCUCAGCCAAGUGGUCCCGCAGAUUCUUCAUCAUCAAGGAUAGUUUUCUUUUGUACUAUGCUGAGAACGAGAAAAAAAGCUUUGAGACCAAUAGAUACUUCAACAUUCACCCCAAGGGGGUGAUUCCAUUAGGUGGAUGCAUCGUCGAGCCAAGAGAAGAUCAAGGCAUGCCAUUCUCUAUGGUUAUCAACCAUGAAGACUUCACAGGAAACAUUGUCCUGGCUGCUGAAUCCGAGCCAGAGCAGAGCCAGUGGGUGGAGAUGCUUCAAGAGUCAGGGAAAGUCACUUGGAAGAAUGCUCAGUUGGGUGAGGCUAUGAUUGAGAGUCUUGAAGCUCAGGGACUACAGCUGGCUAAAGAAAAGCAGGAAUACUUGGAUAAGCUCAUGGAGGAGACUGAAGAACUGUGCUUGCAACGAGAACAGAAGGCGGAGCUGGAGAAACUGAAUCAAUUGCUGGAGGAAGAGAAGCAGAAGUUUGAGGAAGUGGUUCAAGAGCUGAGAACAGAGCAAGAUCAAAUUAAACUAGAUAUGGACGGUACCGCUCAGUGUCUGAAAGGAGUGGAAAAUGAGAAAGAGGAGCUUCAUAAUCUUACCACGAUUCUGCAGAAGUCUCUAGAGGAGUUAUCCCAAGAGAAAAAGCGUACCCUCGAGCUGCUGCGAGAAAGAGGACAGGAUGCGGCUGAAACAGGAAGUGAUCGACGUGGCUCUUUAGAUGCUCAGAAUCCAGAGGUGCAGCUUCAGGGCAACCUGCGGCACAUCGAGGAGCAGAUGAAGAGCCUGCUCAGGGAGAAAGAACAAGCAGAGGAAAGGCUGAAGGAGAAUGAAAAGCGAGCCAAAGUUCUGCAGGAGGAGAGGGAGUUUUAUUCUUCUCAGGCUCAAGCUCUCCAGCAGUCUCUCACACAGCUCACCGCAGACAAACAGCACACCGAGGAAGAGCUGAAGGCAGAGAUGGAGUCUCGUGUGGAACUGGAGUGUAGGCUGAAAUUGGCUGAGGAGGCUCUGCAAGAUCUAGAGCAGGGUCUAAAUGCAAUAGAACGCACCCAUGAGAGGGACGAAAGAAUGAAAGGAGACGUCAGCCAUCUCCGCAGGUUCUUUGAGGAAUGCAUCUGUGCAGCGGAGAUUGAGGCCAAGUUACCGUCCAUCAUGAAGAACGCAGUGUAUCUGCAUAAAGCUGCAGCUCGACGCAUCAAAAGUUGCCGUAUCCAGAGACGGGCCUCCAGACAGCACUGGUUGAAGCACUCUCAAUCCUUCGCCUCCUCUCGCGGUGCCUCCUCCAGUCUUGAAGAGUUGAGAGAAACUGCCCGGCGUCUGACUUCAGAGACCUACAAGAUCAUCACGCGCCAGAAGAGCGUUCAGUCCCAGGACUAACAGUGUUCUGACUGAUGGACUGAUGGAGAGACGGGAAGUUGUUUAGCCAUCCUGCUCUAUGCUGUCCAAGUGUGCAACUUCUGGUGAAAGUUAGGCAUUCAUAAGUCAGUAAGGGAAAUCUGCACAUUCAGUGUGCUGUCAUACUUUAGGACUGUGUGUCCUUCUUAUUGAGUACAUGUAAAUGUAAAACACUGUAGGAUAAUAAAAAACUAUAUGAAAUGUCAAAUAUGUGUUUUAGUGAGAAUACAAUACCUUAUCUAACACAGCAUUUUAAUUUUAUUUUAUAUUUUACAUUUUUCCCCAUAGGGAUUAAUAAUAACAAUAAUAAUCUUUGUUAAACAGUUAUAAGCAAUGUACUAAACCAACAGGUCAUGAGGUGAAUCACAACAAACUUUGAUUUGAAAGAAAAAAAGUAUUUGAAAAUCAGACAAAAAGACAACAGUAGAAGGCUAUAUAAGCCUGAACAACAGCUUUAAUUGGGAAAAGAACUACAAUCCCAUGAAGCAUUGCAGAUUACAUAAUCAAAUUAACAAUGAUGAACUAAACAAUCUAUUUUAUAUUUAUUGCAAAGUAUACAUAUACACAGUUGUUUAUGUAGUUUGAGAGUGUAGGGAGACGGACUCCAUUACUCUUUCAAAGGCUUAUAAGUUAUCCUUAAAAAUCUUUAGUUUUCGAAUGGAGAAAUUAAUAACAUAUUUACUUGGGAAAUACAGUUGAGCCAAACCUGUCUAUCACAGGACAGAGAUCACAGGAUUUCAGCUAGAACCAAGUUUUGGCAAAAUAUGUAAUUGUAAAAAAAAAAAAAAAAAAAAAUGGUAAAAUAAUAUAAAAUUGUUAUGUCCAGAAGCAUAAAAAAACAUAAUAAUUCUGAUUUUGUAUUUAUUUAUUUAAAUAUAGUAUGUCAUUUUCAAAAACUGAAUUGUUGGUUCUCAAGUAAAGAAUCUCCCUGCAUGUCACUUAAUAAUAAACUAGUAAUACAGGAUCUGCACCCUACAUAAAGCAUAUUUUCAUUAGAAUAAAAAAAAAAUGGUGCAGAGACAAAAAUAAUUUGAUGAGAUGUACUUUUACACAUAAAAUGCUACAAUUAUGUUUAUGUCACUGCUGUCAAAGUUCACUCCAACAAAAUUGAUAUGCUUAAAUUGCCAUUUUAAUGAAACAAUCUGUUAUUUAUUAAUAUGCAAUUGACACUUGCUUUGUCAUUAGCCCUAAGAAGCUUUGUUAUGAAUUAAAUUCAUAAUCCUUUUUGUCCAUCUUCAUGAAUAUUAGCUCGAUUAUUACUCAACACAAUUCUGCUUCCGUUUAAAUGUAACUCAUGAUACAAUAAUGUAUAAAGAUGAAAUUGUUCCUUUGGGCUUUUAUGAUUUUAAAAGUGAUGUUGAUAUGCCAUCUGGAUAUGCUGGAAUUAAAAUGGCUUCAGUGUUUAUUAAACCUUCCAAUUAC